CGUCACUGUAUACAUGAAAUACAAUGGACGAAGCUGUCUACGACAAAAUUCGAGGAGGUUAUCGUGUAUUUAUUGGCGAUUUAGGGAAUCGCAUCGGAAAGUAUGAAUUGGAGGGCGAAUUCAAAGACUUUGGGACUAUCACAGACACUUGGGUUGCAAGGAAUCCCCCAGGAUUUGCCUUUUUAGUGUUCAAGCAUGCUGAAGACGCCGAAAAGGCCGUUAGAAAAGUUAAUGGACGCCGUAUCGAUGGGCGGCGUAUUCGCGUGGAGCAUGCUCGCCCAUUCGAGGAGCGUCGACGUCUACAGAUGGAAGCCGUACGUCAAGAACAACGACGUUCUUCAAGGUCACGAUCUCCUGUCAGACGAGGACCAACGUCAAACGAAAGACACAGGUCAAAGUCGCGGAACAUAUUGUCAAGCAAUGGUAGUCCUCCAAGGCAUAGUGACAGAAAUAGGUCCAGGUCACAAUCUGCUCCCAGAAAAUCCAGGAAAUCCUCUAAUUCGAAGCCUCAUUCAAGAUCGAACAGUCCGCAUGAGUCCAGGAGGCGGGACAGUGAAACACAUUCCAGGUCUCGAGACGAGCGCUUGAAACCAAAGUCAAAGAGUCCUUCGUCUCAGGAUGUUGCUAAAUCUUUAAGUCCUCAGAAAUUAAGGAGACGCAGCGCAGAAAGAUUUAUCAAGUCUAGUGACAAAGACACACCAUCUAGGAGUCCCCCUUUUAGGGUCAAUGACAGGGACAAGGGUAGCGACAAUGAAUAGAGACUUUAGAUAUGGCUUUGAUCGGACUUAUAGCCCAGGUUAUCGUUCAAUGAAAUGGCAGUGUUUUGUGCAUACAUCCAUUAUUGUACGAUUGUUAUUUUUACACAUGUUAUAUUCAUUAGGACAUUUUAAAGCUUGAAAUCCAUUUUCUCUAUUGAAGUUUUGUACAGAGUCACUUUUGUGCUUGAAAUCUAGCAGUAUGGAACAUGUUAAUUUUGAUGUUUACAGUAUUUAGUGAGCAAUUGUAUAUAGGUAAUUGUAUAGAGGUAAUUUUUAUUUUAGACACAGCAAUCUGUGCCAUAUCUAUGUUUGUAUGUGUCAUAUUAUACAUCCGAUAUAUUUGUAUGUGUCAUAUUAUACAUCCGAUAUAUUUCUUUUUAUACCCCCUCUCGAAGAUGGGAUAUAGUUGUCGUACUGUACGUUAACCGUCUUCAUGUCUGUCCGAGAGUGGCCGAUGGCAAAUACAUCAUUAUUGUCUCGGCAAUAACUUUGCCAUAUAUUGAUGGAUUCUUAAAUAAUUUGCUUUUUUUAAACAAUCAUAACACAACGUGUGGCGUGCACGAACCCAUACCUCAAAGUUCAUGCUCACACAUAAAGGUCAAAAAUCAACUUCAGCCAUAAACAAGCUCAAUAUUCCUUUCUAUACCCAUACUUUGUACAUGUGUUGAUGUUAAAUAUCUCGGCAUAAAUGCAAACCGUCAAAAGGCGAUGUGCCUGCUGAAACAUUCAUCUCUCUACCUACAAUGUGUUGGCCAGUCUGAGAGUUCUAAUGACGACCAUAUUGAGGUGAAAUGUCGUGUGUAACACCUGUCUUCUUUCCUCAAAGUUCAAGGUAACACGUAGAGGUAAUGGUCGAGUUUGGUCAGCCUGUCCGGACCGAACAUAUGUCAUUUAUGUCAUUCAUCAUGCAAUUUAAAAAUAACUUACCUUGUGUGACUAGGAUGAACUGAGUGUCUCGUGUAUUACAUGUUUUAUUUCCUCAAAGGUUAAGGCCACACGUCUAAUUUCGCCAUAAACAUAUGUUUUGAACAUUAGUGCAGUUUUGGGAUAAAAGUGGCGGCAUGCAUUCACUUAUGUUUCAUAUCUUAUCAGUUGAAUGCACAUUUACUGUUGUAGUACACAUCUUAGCUAAACUUUUUUUUCAAACAUGCAUGAAAUCUUUUUUUUGGUAUUUAAUUUGAGUUGUUCAAAUUUAAGGUAUUUUUGUGAGAUUCGAAGAAAAUCAAUUUUAUAGACAAUUCAGUUGUCGUCAUCUGUUACGCGUUACAGUUCAAUAUUUCUCCGUAUUGGAAACGUGUGCAGGCAAUAAUUUCCGUAUUGAACGGUCCAAAUUUAAUCGAACAAUAUUGUCAGAGUCUGUUCCAAAAGUGUCCUUUAUUAAAAAUCGAUAGAAUGUUAUUGAUUUAAAAAUUAUUUUAGACCUGCGCAAACGAAGUUUAAUAAAAGGUUACCCAUUUAAAACAUGUAUAAAAUAAGGUUAGAUAUAGUCCCUUAGGGUUUAUAGCUCUAGAAAGAUUAUUUACAUGUAACGUUUGACAUCGUAAUUGUGUUAAUAUAUGACGGGAGUCGGACUUUACGUUAUAAUGCAUAGUGAUGUGACUAUAGCAAAUCAAAGAACUUAAUGUGUAUGUAAUGAAAGGAUCAAGUAACAGCUCUGAAUACAUUUAUGUGAUGUAUUUGUCCUUAUUUACAGCUUCCAUACAAAUACCAGACUUUCAGAUGUGCUGGUCUGUUCACUCAUCAUAAUUUAUUAACUUACUGUAUACGACGCUGUUAUAAACAUAAUUAUACCUAUGCUUAUGUCCAUAUUGAAUAUAUUUUCAUAUACUUGUGCCAUUUUGUCAAAAUAAGUAUUUAUAUUUUCUUUAUAAAGGGGGCCAUUUUACUUAUAAGUUUGUACAUGUAUUUUGUUUGUUGCAUCGUAACUGAUCUCUACAUAUUCAUUUUAUUGUAAAGAUGAUGAAACUGUUUUAAUAGGCUUCUUUUGGAAAUAGAAGAAUACCUUUUAACAUAUAUUUUAAAUAUGAAUAUUGAGGAACGAUUUUAAGUCAUCUUAAAACUUAUAUGCGUUUUAUUGGCUAUUCAAAAUGGCUUGUUUACAUUGCGCUGUAAAUGUAUUAUGAAACAGUAAAACAUUAAGAAAGUUAGAAAAAGGCUGGCAGCUGAUUUCUUUUAAGGUAUUUUACGCUAUUCAAAUACAAUCAUCAACAUUAGCAGUAGUGAUUUAAUUAAUACUUUGUGGAAUGUGUUACGGUGUCAACAUUUUUUAUGCGAGAGAUUACAAAAAAAUCUUUAAAUAUACUGACUGAGCUUCUUUGAGGAAUUUUUCGCAGAUUUUUACAUUUCUAAUUUAUUUUUGCCGAUUAGUUAUUUUUGAAAAAUUGCAUUUCUUUCGAGACCUGGAAUAUUGUUUUUCUUUAAAAUGAUCCCAUACUAUGAUUUGUGUGGUAAAUUGAUAUUUAUUUAAAUUCUUGUGUACGCUUCAUAAUCAAAACCCAUUCUAAUUUAAUUAUUUUUUUUCAUCAAAUUGAAAUGUACAUUUAUAUCUGCAUGUUUUUACAAUACAUAUGUGUGCACUACUUACACACAGGGAUAAUGAUUUUAAUUAUUAAUAUAUUUUUGUACAUACAUUUUGUAUUAUUAGAUACGACUAGUAUUAAACCUUAUUUACAAUAUAAUAUGUUUAACUUUUUGUUAUAUUAAGUUUUUAUUAUGAAUUCAAUCACACACCAUGUUACUUAUUUGUUUAACAACACUAAAAGACAUUACUUAGUAUGCUAGAACUUUAUAAAAUAUCUAUCUUCUCCUGUUCUAUGUAUAUCUUGCGAAACAUCAUCAAAAACAGCAUAUUACAUAUUAUACAUGCAUUUUUAUUCUUUGUUGAUUGAAUUUUUUAAUUUAUUUUCUAUAACACUAAAGGAUUUUUUUGCUGUCAGAUGUUUAUUAUACAGUAACGAUCAUGCUUUAUUAUAUAUAUAUAUGCAUUGAGGUUUUGAUAUGUUGUUGUAAAUGAUUGACGUAAUCACUGGUAGAGAUUGUUUUGAAUGCACUGCAAGAUGAACGUUGUUAAAUUAAAGCAAAUAUUCAGGGAAGUUUUAAUGCUUGUUUCCAUGUUUAACAUUGAAAUAGUUUUUUCUGAUACACUACAAUUUUAUUUUGCUACACUUCUAAGAACAUGUCAUUGUUUAUUAUGCCCCCUUCGAAGAAGAGGGGGUAUAAUACUUUGCACAUGUCAGUCUGUCGGUCCGUCCACCAGGUGGUUUUCGGAUGAUAACUCAAGAACGCUUAGGCCUAGGAUCAGGGAACUUCAUAGGUACAUUGAUCAUGACUAGCACAUGACCCCUAUUGAUUUUCAGGUCACUAGGUCAUAGGUCAAGGUCACGGUGACCCGAAAUAAUAAAAUGGUUUCCGGAUGAUAAAUCAAGAACACUUAGGCCUAGGAUCAUGAAACUUCAUAGGUACAUUGAUCAUGACUCGCAGAUGACCCCAUAUUGAUUUUCAGGUCACUAGGUCAAAGGUCAAGGUCACGGUGACCUGAAAUAGUAAAAUGGUUUCCGGAUGAUAACUCAAGAACGCUUAUGCCUAGGAUGAUGAAACUUCAUAGGUACAUUGAUCAUGACUCGCAGAUGACCCCUAUCGAUUUUCUGGUCACUAGGUCGAAGGUCAAAGUCACAGUGACUCGAAAUGGUUAAACGGAUGGUUUCCGGAUGAUAGCUCAAGAAUGCUUACACCUAGGGUCAUGAAACUUCAUAUGUUCAUUGAUCAUGAUUGGCAGAUGACCCCUAUUGAUUUUCAGGUCACUAGGUCAAAGGUCACGGUCACAGUGACUCGAAAUAGUUAAAUGGUUUCCGGAUGAUAACUCAAGAAUGCUUACACCUUGGAUCAUGAAACUUCAUAGGUUUAUUGAUCAUGAUUGGCAGAUGACCGCUAUAAAUUUUCAGGUCACUAGGUCAAAGGUCAAGAUCACAGUGACUCGAAACAGUAAAAUGGUUUCCUGAUGAUAACUCAAGAAUAAUUAGGCCUAGGAUCAUGAAACGUCAUAGGUGCAUUGAUCAUGACUGGCAGAUGACCCCUAUUGAUUUUCAGGUCACUAGGUCAAAGAUCAAGGUCACAGUGACAAAAACAUAUUCACACAAUGGCUGCCACUACAACUGACAGCCCAUAUGGGGGGCAUGCAUGUUUUACAAAUAGCCCUUGUUUUAAAAUAUAAUUUUCGGGCAAUACGAUACAUGAUAAUUGAUUCAUUUUUGAAUGAGGGUAUGUAACGAACAAUAAAAAUUCUGCCGACACAUGCGUGCUGUGGAUAUUCAAUAUAAUGUGCAAGCAAUUAUUACAUUUUGUUAAAGACUGAGCUAGGAAUGUAUUUACAUGUAUUUGUCAACAAUUAAUUACAAUUUGUGAGCUUGAAAGUCGAUCAUUUAAACAGUUUUGAGAUGCAUCAAUGUGACCAAUCAAGCUCUUAUAUAUUUUCAUCAGACGAAUGAUAUCCGGUGUUUGUUUUUAAAUCAUAUGUGCUGUUUAUAUACAUGUCAUCAGAAGGUUAGAGUAUAAAUGUGAUGUAUGACCUUAUCUGAGAUGACUAUGAAUGACGACUUCCGAAGCAGUCUUUCUGAUUCAUACAUCAUAGUUUUUGUUUCUUUGCUUUUACUUUCCCCCUACAUUAGGGAUCAAGGCGCUAACAUAAAAAACACAAAAACUAAAAAAGUAAAAUUUAAUGUUAAGGGAACACAUAUUUGUUGAAUUCGUUAAGAGCUGUCAUACGCUUAUCUAUAUACAUAUCCCUUGUAUUGCUGUUUCUAAUGCUUUAGUCCGUACGUUUUGUCUUAAGAUAUCUGAUUGACAUAAUUGUGACCUCAUAUAAAAGAUCGAUACACAACUAAACUGUCAAGAAAACUGCAUAAGUAUUGCCUUAAAUUUGAUGACAAUUCUGGCGUGUUAUAAUUUCGUGUUUUUAGCAAACAAUUUUCAAUGUUAGCAAUGAUAAUAUUGAAAAAACAUGCUUUAUAAGUUAUAGUCAAAUCAGUUUUACAAACGACUCUUGAUUCUAUAUUUUCAUUUGGUAAUCUUUUUAUGCUUUCCCAAAAAAAAUUUUGGGGGGAGCAUAUAGUCGCCGCUUCGUCUGUCCGUGUGUCCAUCCGUCCGUCUGUGCACAAUUUUUGUCCGGGCUAUUUCUCAGCAACUAAUGAUCGGAAUUCAAUGAAACUUUAUGGGAAGCUUCACUACCAAGGGGAGAUGUGCAUAUUAUCAGCCGGUUCUGGUCGGAUGAUUUUUCACAGAGUUAUGGCUCUUUGAAAUUUUCCAUUAACUGUACAUAUAGUGCAAUUCUUGUCCGGGCUUUUUCUCAGCAACUAAUGACCGGAAUUCAAUGAAACUUUAUGGGAAGCUUCACUACCAAGAGUAGAUGUGCAUAUUAUCAGCGGGUUCUGGUCGAAUGAUUUUUCACAGACUUAUGGCCGUUUGAAACUUUCCAUUGUACAUAUAGUGCAAUUCUUGUCCGGGCUAUUUCUCAGCAACUAAUGACCGGAAUUCAAUGAAACUUUAUGGGAAGCUUCACUACCAAACGGAGAUGUGCAUAUAAUCAGCCGGUUCUCGUCGGAUGAUUUUUCACAGAGUUAUUGCCCUUUGAAAUUUUCCAUUGUACAUAUAGUGCAAUUCUUGUCCGAGCUAUUUCUCAGCAACGUAUUACGGGAAUUCAAUAAAAAUUUAUGGGAAGCUUCGCUACCAACAGGAGAUGUGCAUAUUAUCAGCCGGUUAUGGUCGGAUGAUUUUUCACAGAGUUAUGGCUCUUUGAAAUUUGAAAUUUUUAAGUUGCUAAACCAUCCAUCGUAUUAUUUUGUCCAAAGUUAUGCCCCUCAAGACGUCUCCCUUUAUCUGAAUAUAUAGUGCAAUAUUGUGACAAAAAACUUUGGGGAGCAUCACCCGUCUCCGACGGUUUCUUGUUUGUAGAAGCAGUUAUUUUGUAAAUUCCUAAAAGAGAAGAGUUCUCUUAUAAUGUAUGUCUGGAAACAUCGUUAUAUUGUGUUAUAAAAACUGUACAUGUUGCAUCCUUUCGUGCUUUUAUACAGCUCUGUUCUGAUUUAUGAGAACCAAAAUACUCGUUAUAUUGAAUAUAGUUUAUAUUAUAAACAGCUCCUGUCAGCAGCUGGUUUGUUGCAUCAUUUAUUUUUUACUGUAAAAAGCAUGUUAAAAAUUAAUAUAGUUUUGAUGUUACACUUGGUGAUCCCUUUUCUGCUAUUGUCCCGACAUAAUUUUGUUUAUUAUGCAUCAUUCCCAGUACGUAUUCUAAAUGUUUACAGUCAAGAAAUUAAUUGAAGGCCGUCAACGUAAUUGUAUUUGCAAUUAAUUCAACAAGUGUAUAGUUUAUUAUUUAUAUUGCACUGUUUUGUUUGUAACCAUGUAUGAUUUUCGGCUAUUAACAAUCAAAUGAUAAAGGGUUUGCAAACGGG
Dreissena polymorpha is the source of this 7204-nucleotide messenger RNA. RefSeq names its product serine/arginine-rich splicing factor 3-like. The record is from RefSeq and is a predicted model, not a curated record. Gene Ontology annotation, molecular function: RNA binding. The transcript is spliced from 9 exons. Bases 24 to 758 code for a protein of 244 amino acids. Lineage: Eukaryota; Metazoa; Mollusca; Bivalvia; Myida; Dreissenidae.